GUGGCAGUUCUGCCAAUGGGAGAGCCGGACAGCGCCAGUUCGAACGGGGGGCGGGGACGGGCUGUUGAGCGCCGGAUUCAAAGCGGACGGUUGACGCGCGGCGUAGGGAUUAUUCAGUGCGGCUCGGACCGGGCCGUCGCCAUCAUGGAGCCGCUCUCCCUGCGCCCGUUGGAGUCGCUCAAGUAUUGUGAGCUGCAACAGGUGGCCAAGGUCGCUGGACUCCGCGCUAAUCUCAAGGCAGAUAAAUUAUUAAAAGCUCUGAAGCAACACUUCCAUGAGCCAAACGAAGAAGAUGGAAGUAAGGACUCUGAAAGAAGUGCAUCAUCCUCCACGGACACAGAGUUCAAUAGUCAGGAGGAAGUGUCCUUUGUUACAGAAAGGCGCGGGAAACAGAGGAAGACAGCCACUAGAAAGAAAGUCUCCAAAGAAAAUACUAAUACCAAUACAGAAAAUACAGAAUUUUCUGUUGAGGAAGAGAAUGUUUCAGACAUGAAAGAAAAUGAAACACCCCCAGGUGAAGCUGACAUGGGACUGAAAGUACUCCAGAAUGAAGAGUCCGAUGAUGCUCUUCCAUCCCAUCUUGCAGGUGGGCAGAUCCCUCUACAUGUUGGCUGUCUGUCUAAGUCUGGGAAAAAAGGGCUGAAAUCAGUCACACCAAAUUUCAAGAAGCUGCAUGAGGCUCAUUUCAAAAAAAUGGAGUCUAUUGAUGACUAUAUUGAGAGGAAAAAUAAACUUCUUGAAAACUUGGGCAGUUCCAUCAAUGAGGUCAAGGUACUGGCUAAAAAAUUUAACCAUCAAAAGGCAUUUGAAAAAGGAACCCCACACUGCAGUACCAAGAGAGGUUCGAGUGGCAGAAAAUUAUUUAGCCCACAUCCCCAAAAGGGCAGGUUCUCUACUACCUGUACUCCUGGUAACCUGCGGCAUUCACCAAGUCGAAGAAUUUUAUCAAGGAAAUCUUCAUGCAACCCUUCUGUCCUCUCAACAAAGAAAAUGAACGUCAGAUUCUCAGGAAGUACAAAGGACAAUGAACACAAGCGCUCCCUUGCCAAGACUCCAUCUAGAAAGUGUCCAGACUUGGAGAUCUGCACACCUGAUAGCAAGAAGAAGAGCAAGCCUAUAAUUAGUAAUGGAGGUAUAACAAAUAUUGAGCUGGCUGAGUCAAAGACCAAGGCUGCUGCUAUUACACCAUUUAAAUUUGCAGCUCAGACUUUAGAACCCACAAGUGGCAAGAAGCCAACAUUUGAUCUCCAAGCAAGUCUCUCAAGGCCACUUGGAUAUCAGCCUCAUAAAGGAAGACUGAAACCUUGGGGGGAAACAAAAGAAACCAGUAUCCUGAAUAAAUCGGUGAAAAACAGUCUCUCUUCACUUAAGAAAAAUUACAAACAACCACCUCUCCAGACCAGAGAAGAGAGGCGUGAAAAGCAUGAGCAGGAGAGAAAAGAGAAAAAGACCCAGAUGCUUCGAACCCGCAGAGGGUUGACCCUGGCUUAAGAAUUUAAAAAUGUCUCAAUAACUUGUGGUAAAUAGUCUUCUCUGAGGAACACAACCAGUUCUUCCCUAAUUUUGUAAAUAUUUUUCUAUAUGUAUUUUCUAUGAAUGAGUAAGAUCAGCUGACUUGACUUAACCAGUUGUUUGUAGGGUAGGGUUGUUUCAGUGGUGCUGGGCUUAACAUCAUCUGUUAGUUCUUAAAUUAACAAGUAUGAUAUUAGCAUCUUAAGUUCUUUUAAUGUCUGUAGCAGAGCCCCUAGUAUUGCUAAUGUUAAGUUGAUUGAAUUAGGUCUUGAACUGGAUGGAUAUUGUGCAUGUUAAAUUUGUGGAACAAGACUUCCCCUUACUCAACAGAUUCCAUGAAUCUGACUGAAAAUUAAGGGGGGAAAAAUACAAGUGAUAAAUAAAUACUCAGGUAACCACUUCACGUGUUGAGUCGAACUUUUCUAUUUGGAAUAAUUCUUAAGAUUGUAAAUAAAUUCAAAAUAUAUAUCAUUGUCAAACCUCAGAUGCUGUUAGAAGCUUCCUCUGGCUUUCCAGAAGAAAUUGUUAAAACAGUAAAGGACAAUCUCUAAUAGAGGGAGGAAAAAGUGUACCUGAGCAGAUUUAAAAUGCUGAUAUUGCUGCCACAGGUGGUAUAGUUGUGUGGUUUGGUUGUUUGGGGGUUGUUGUUUUUUUUGGGGGGGGGGGGGAGAUCUUGUUUGUUUUUAAAGCUAUAAAGGAAAGUUGUUAAAUAUGUGGAAUGACUGGAAAGGGGCAUGGUAAUUACUGUCUCAUUAAAGCUUUUCAGAAUUGAGCCAACAUUUAUAAAAUAGUUAAGUUCUAGGUGUACAAAUAUGGUUACCUUUUGUUAUUUGCUGAAACAUUAGCCUCAGAUAUGGAAAAGUUUGUAUAAAAUUUUAUACUGUUUUAAUUUGGGAGGGAAUAAAUGCAUUUGUAUAUAA
Messenger RNA from Alligator mississippiensis (American alligator), 2432 nucleotides. It is a transcript of the gene NUSAP1, whose product is annotated as nucleolar and spindle associated protein 1. The record is from RefSeq and is a predicted model, not a curated record. The coding region runs from base 16 to 1491 and encodes 491 amino acids. Gene Ontology annotation, cellular component: microtubule; nucleolus; mitotic spindle. Gene Ontology annotation, molecular function: microtubule binding. The transcript is spliced from 12 exons. NCBI's taxonomy places the organism in Eukaryota, Metazoa, Chordata, Crocodylia, Alligatoridae. Gene Ontology annotation, biological process: mitotic chromosome condensation; mitotic cytokinesis; establishment of mitotic spindle localization.